UACAAACAACUUCUUUUUCCAUAGCAACGGGCCGGAUCUUCUUUUCUCCGAGCAUGGUCCGAAGCGCCUUCAGAACCGAUCGAUAAUUUACAGAAUUUUGUUGGAGAUGCUGAAGCGAAAAUGGAGUAACAAACAGUACUGUGGCGAUGUCGAAUCGAAUCCAUUCGAGUUUGCCUACCGCGGGAGUGUGUUUGACCCGUACAAGAAGGACUCGAACAAAGUGCCCACGGUCGAGGAACAGUCACGCCUCAGUGCCGCAGCAGCGGACGCGGAGGACUUGAUCGAGGACAUUCCGCUCCCUGCCCACCGUUUGUCGGCGAAAGUGCGUCAACAGUAUCUGUACUAUUUGGAGCGUGUUUUGCGCAAAAACUAUCAUACCUGGUUAUCGACUUACAGCGGCCAUCCUGGCGAUAAUCCGUUCUCGGAUGGCGAGCUGCGGCAGUGUGCAGAAACGAUUGAAAUGCGAGCGGUUCAAUCGUGUAUGAUUACAUCGCUGUAUCAAAACUUUAUCCUCCAAAAGAUUGGAGAAAUCAGAAAACAAACCACCCUCGGGCUAAUUCAUCAGAAUCUCACCGAUGUAAAGUUUCAACCGGCAUACGUUAAGCGAGAACAGUGUCACGUGGGCGUGCAGACCGAUUGUGGUGAAGCGUCGGAAUCCUUUGCCUUCCCAAAUGCAACCGUACCGAUGCUCAACCUGCCCGAGAUAAGCUUAGAAGAAAAGAUGGAAUUGUUUCACCGAAAACACUCCACCUCCGAACAUUCAUCAUACGCCGAGAGCAGUACGAAACGUUCGGUGCAAAAGCACGAACCCAUCGCACACACCACGCCAGUACAAAUGUUGAACAGUGUGCCAUUAACGGUAGACGGUCCCACGAACUCGAUGAUGGAAGGCCCACGGCCUCGCAAUGAUGCUAUGGACGAUGCGAUACUCAAGGAGCUACAGGCAAUGUUUGAACCCGCGGACGAGGACGAAGUAAACAUAUUCGAAUGGAGCGAAGAUCAGGCCCAGGUGAAAGCAAUCAUAAACGAGAUCGAAAGCGUCGAACCGACCCAAGCACUAGGGCAGUAUGGGAGCAGCAGGGCAACACCCGCCAGUCCAGCGCUCGAUCGAAAGGCGCUACUUCCCAACCCUUCACCACGGGUCGGCCCUGGUGCACAGCAGCCGCCCGAUUUGCGCUGCAGCAUGUGGCCGUGUGAGUUGCACAGACAGCGGAUGAGGUUGCGCAAUUUGUUGGUAAAACUAGCGGAAGACAAUUACCGCCGGUACGAGCGGCUGGUACAAACGCAGUUCGUCACCCUGUUCGGUGCGGACGAUGGGGAGGAGCAGGACCUUGGCCCGUACAGUCCCUCGAUCGAGCUGAAUGAGGUGCUGGUAUCGAGCUGCCGGCAGCGCAUAGCCAAAUGGGUGGUGCAGGCCCUGAUGCGACCGCUCAACGAUGGGCUGAUAGGAAACAGGUUUCUAUUUAAAAAGCUGGCCAAGCGGCUGGCCGAUGGUAUCAUCUACCAGAAUCAGUAUCCGGAUAAAAAAUUCAUUCGAAAAUACAUCGAUGAGUAUUUCUGCUCCCACGCACAAAUCAAAAGUAUUGAGGAUAUAACAUGAACUCACGAGCAUGUGCAAAUUAAAUCGUUCCUUUUUCGCACAAUAAACGCCAUCCGUUGUUGGGUGGUGCUACCCAAAAA
This is a messenger RNA of Anopheles coluzzii, 1680 nucleotides long. RefSeq lists its product as uncharacterized. The transcript is spliced from 5 exons. NCBI's taxonomy places the organism in Eukaryota, Metazoa, Arthropoda, Insecta, Diptera, Culicidae. Bases 107 to 1600 code for a protein of 497 amino acids. The record is from RefSeq and is a predicted model, not a curated record.